AUGGCACUGAUAAGACCUUUUGGCGGCCACGAAACUAGAGUAGUCAGUGACUUAUCUAGAUUUGAGUACGAAAAGAGAGAACCCAGGAGGCGAUCGAGAAAUACAACUCCCACAUCGGUACCAAGCGAUACGGACACUUUCGAGGCUCCCGUAACUAACGAUUUCUACGAACACUACGCCACUUCUCUGGUAACACAAGAAGAACCAAUUCGUCAAUUUGCCCCAUAUCCACCAUCCAUAGUGGAGCAAAUGCCAUACAAUACGCCCCAUGAGCUCCGCAACCCACCUCUUCAAGAUACAACUCCUUCACGACCCUAUUUGAAUAACCUUCAACAGUUCAAACUGGGUCCCCCAAAGCCCCCACCAAAAGAUAUCGAACAUCUGGGUCUCUAUAAUGACAAAGACAGUCUACCUCCCAUGGAGGACUCCAGAGACUAUAUGCGACAAAGGGACAGCCAGGCCACUAUGGUAGCUGGUCAGUAUGAAACACAGCAGCCACGAGCGCCCGAAGUACAUCUUGUCGACAGGGUGAUGAAUCGACCGGUGUUCACCUUUGGUCCCAAGGACGUCAACCCCUAUGAUCCACAUGAACAGCGCAAAAACUUCCACGUCACCGCGACCAACAUUAUAGACAUCCUCCAGAUCAUCUUUGGUAUCAUCAUCAUAGUUAUUGCGAGCACUUUAGGCACUCAGGAUCCCAUUGUGUCCAUUGGCAUUUAUCGCUACUAUAUCGCAGUGGGAGUGAUCACGCUAGUCGUAUCACUUCUCUUUGUUACCAAGGCACUCAACUUUGAUAGAAGAAACGGCAUCUUUUACUGCCUUCUAGCCUGUGUCCUCACUGGAGUCUCGCUCAUCCUUUCUAUCACGAGCGUCGCCACUAACAACAACUGCAACAGUGAGAGCGUCUGUCAAAUGAGGAAAGCCCUCUCGACAUUUGCCAUCCUUUCCUUCUUUCUUUGGCUCUGUAUGUUUGUCAUGUUUCUCACUACAUUAUACAUUUCCAAGAUGAACUUGCUCGAGGAUGUCAAUUUCGACUACAGUGGCCAAGGAACUAUCAGCAAACCUCAGUCACGUAUCCCUUCCCAACAACACGAAAACCUACCUCAAUAUUAUCUCACGGAAUCUGGAGAUAUGUAUCCUCUAGAUAAUCACGAUACUCGAGGAAAGAAGAAAAUUGUUGUGUACGCAUAA
Molecule: messenger RNA, 1191 nt
Organism: Candidozyma auris
Lineage: Eukaryota; Fungi; Ascomycota; Pichiomycetes; Serinales; Metschnikowiaceae
Exons: 1
Coding region: 1-1191 (396 amino acids)
Cellular component (GO): membrane
Source: RefSeq, a predicted model, not a curated record